Molecule: messenger RNA, 1317 nt
Organism: Beauveria bassiana ARSEF 2860
Lineage: Eukaryota; Fungi; Ascomycota; Sordariomycetes; Hypocreales; Cordycipitaceae
Product: transcriptional coactivator HFI1
Exons: 4
Coding region: 1-1317 (438 amino acids)
Biological process (GO): regulation of transcription by RNA polymerase II
Cellular component (GO): SAGA complex
Molecular function (GO): transcription coactivator activity
Source: RefSeq, a predicted model, not a curated record
AUGCCCGACAUCGAUCCCGCGGCUUUGAGCCGCCCAGUCAUCAAUGUCUCGACCCCUCUCUUAUCAACUAAAUCAAUAUCCAGCCUCGGAGGCACGAUUAAGGCCAAGUCGAGUCAAAUUCCGGGGCGAAUCGACCUUGAACCCCUCUAUACAGAACUGAAAGCAGCGAUCGGGCCGGAGCAAUGGCAAAUAUACAAAGAAGCGACAACAGAAUUCUUCAUCGGUAGUCUUAACCAGAACGAAUAUUCGGAACGAAUCGAACCGAUUCUCGCCGGGCCCAAUGGGGAGAAGGAGCAUCUACAUAACCAACUCAUCGCCGCCAUAUAUGGCAAUGUCACAAGGGAGAUCCCCGAUCAAGGGCUAGCACCUUGGGUCAGCUCUAAUGACAAACCGACUGCCAGCGCCAGUAAGGCGGCUACCGGCGAUGCGACAGAGCGUCGGUUAAAGGGCGAUGUGAUGCAGUUACCCGCCCGAGAUAGACGGCGCAUCAAGGACUUGACACACAACGAUUUUGAUAUCAACGAAAACCUCUCGAGCGUCUUUACGGAAUCCCGGCGCAAGACGACCCAAGAUGCAUCCUCCAGUGCUGGUGGUGGUAUCAACAAUAUGAACAUCGACUUGGAGAUUCGAAAACGAUUUGCGCAACCGCUGGCCAUCGAGUCUGGCGAGUUCCCCGACGUUGGCCUUAUCACGGGUCGCAUGCUUCCAUUCUGCUACGAGGCGGGUCUUCCGAGCGGCCACGUUGCAGAGGCGCCUCAACUAAUGUCAAUCGCUACUGAUGCAUUUAUCAAAGAGAUGCUCACCCAGGUGUUUGCUCGUACACGAAGCAACGGGGCCGGAGACUCGGGAAGCGCCGGCUACGGAAUAGGCACGCAAUGGAUACAAACACACAAAUACAAACGCCAAUUGCAUCUUGAAGAGGACGCUGCUGUUCGUGGAGAGAUUUCGCGCGACAAAGCUGGUCUUUUGCCCGUGGAAGCGCGUGCCGCAGGGGAACAAGGCCCGUUGGCAAUGGCAGACGUGCGGGUCUCUUUGGAGAUUGCUGACUCGAGCAUGUCGCAAUUUCCCGUGCUCACGCGUCAAAUAUUGUGUGGAUAUCGCGAAGGUGAGCUGGAGAAUUGGAACGAUCAUACGUGGGCCGAGAACUACAAACCAGGCCCUGUAGAGGAGCUUACGAACGGUUACGACUUGAUUACUCUCCACAACGGCCUAGAUCCCAUGGAUAUCGACACAGAAAUGGGCUGGGAAGGCGCAGAAGAUAGUGACACGGACAUGUUGGAUUGCAUGCUCGACUCAUGUCUAGCCGUUGGGUCAUAG